This is a messenger RNA of Mercenaria mercenaria, 783 nucleotides long. Its product is annotated as histone-lysine N-methyltransferase, H3 lysine-79 specific-like. Lineage: Eukaryota; Metazoa; Mollusca; Bivalvia; Venerida; Veneridae. The coding region runs from base 1 to 783 and encodes 260 amino acids. The record is from RefSeq and is a predicted model, not a curated record. The transcript is spliced from 2 exons.
AUGGAAAUCCCAGCCGAUUUUCCAGAAAUCACACUACUAGAAGUGGACAACACCUUAAAGAAUGUAGAAAACAAAAGUAAAGUCCAAAAUGAUACUCAAACCAAAGACAACCAUAAGGAAACUAAGGAAGAAAACAACAUAAAAGAAAUACCUACCGACUAUCAAGCUAAAACUAAACUAAGGGAGAAACACAAUGAGAACAAUGAAGAAAGAUUAAAUGAAGACAGUCUGAACAAUAAGAAAGAGACACUUAAUCAGGAAAAACAGAGUGAAAAGAAAGAGAGGAGUAACCAGGAAAAUAAGACAGAAAUUGAAAGAACAGAAAGUGAUAAGGAGAAUACGCAGGAAACCAAAAUAAAAGAAAGACAGAGAGCAAAUAAUGAAGAAAUAGUAAGCACUGACUUAGACAAAGAUAACCUUUGUGAGAAGAAAAAGGAAAAGAAAAACAAAGACAAGACAGGACAUAAGGGAAAUAAGGAAAACAAAAAGCACAAAGAGAAACACAGAGAUAGUAAAAAGGAAAAGGGAAAUAAGAAAGAAAGAGAAAAUAGAGACGGAAUGAAAGAUAUAAACACAGGAGACCAAAAAGUAUGUAAAGAAACAGUAAAAAUAAAUGACAAACCGAAAAAUGAUAAGUGCAAAGACCAACAGAAAGGGAAGGAGGAAAAUAGGAACACAGGAAAAGAGGAAGUUAAGGAGAAAACGGACACUCGACAAAUAAUAGUUAAAGAAAACAUAGCAGAAAAAAAAACUAUAGAAUACCUAAAUUACAAAAGCCAGUAA